This is a messenger RNA of Leptonychotes weddellii (Weddell seal), 4031 nucleotides long. RefSeq names its product La ribonucleoprotein 4B (gene LARP4B). The record is from RefSeq and is a predicted model, not a curated record. Gene Ontology annotation, cellular component: cytoplasmic stress granule; cytosol. Gene Ontology annotation, biological process: positive regulation of translation. Gene Ontology annotation, molecular function: mRNA 3'-UTR binding. Lineage: Eukaryota; Metazoa; Chordata; Mammalia; Carnivora; Phocidae.
UUUACUGUUUGAGUUAUUUCCACUUUUUGGCUAUUAUGUUGCUGUGAAUAUUCACUUACAAGUUUUGGUGAUGAUAUGUGCUUUCUGUCCUCUUGGCAUUCUACGGUUGCCAUUCAGCUUCUCCCAGUGCAGCCACAAAGUAAACAGCUCAUGACUUCUGAUCAGGACACUAAGGUCGUGGCUGAACCGCAGGGCCAGCGAGUCCAGGAAGGGAAAGACAGCACUCAUCUGAUGAAUGGUCCCAUAUCUCAAACCACUUCUCAGACAAGCUCCAUCCCAGCUUUGAGUCAGGUACCGACAGCCAAGGUUUCGGAGCUAAACCCUAAUGCUAAAGUGUGGGGGACUCCUGUGCUGCAUUUGGAAGAGGGUAGUGCAGCGGAUGGUGGUGUGAGUGCAGACUGGGAGGAGCCGUCGGGCCCUUGCACAGACUGCGGCCAGGAGGGAUUGGAUGCCAAUGACGAUGAUGACAAAAGUCAUGAGAAUGUGGCACUAUCAGAUUUGCAGGAGUCAAACCAAACCGCUGGGAGCACUUUGGCUCUGGAUCGCUCAGAACAUGAAUCUUCACCUGAAAAUAGUGAGACUGGAGGUAAUGAGUCUCAGCCGGAAAGCCAGGAGGACCCCCGAGAAAUACUUAAAAAGACAUUGGAAUUCUGCUUAUCUAGGGAGAACCUUGCUAGUGACAUGUACCUUAUAUCGCAGAUGGACAGUGAUCAGUAUGUGCCAAUCACCACGGUAGCUAACCUGGAGCACGUCAAGAAGCUCAGUACUGACAUGAACUUGAUCGUGGAAGUGCUGAGGUCUUUACCUUUAGUCCAAGUGGAUGAGAAGGGAGAAAAAGUAAGGCCAAAUCAGAGUCGUUGCAUUGUGAUCCUGCGUGAAAUACCUGAGUCCACUCCUGUAGAAGAAGUAGAAGCAUUAUUUAAAGGAGACAAUUUACCGAAAUUUAUAAACUGUGAAUUUGCCUAUAAUGAUAAUUGGUUUAUUACAUUUGAAACCGAAGCUGAUGCACAGCAGGCUUACAAGUAUCUGCGAGAAGAAGUGAAAACUUUUCAAGGAAAACCAAUUAAGGCACGGAUAAAAGCAAAGGCAAUAGCUAUAAACACAUUUUUGCCAAAGAACGGAUUUAGACCUCUGGACAUGAGCCUUUAUGCGCAGCAGCGCUACACAGCCUCCUUUUACUUACCUCCCGUCUACAGCCCCCAGCAGCAGCUCCCCCUAUACAGCCUGAUCGCCCCCCAGACGUGGUCGGCAACACACAGCUAUCUCGAUCCGCCCCUGGUAACUCCGUUUCCAAAUACUGGAUUUAUAAAUGGGUUUACGUCUCCAACCUUCAAACCUGCAGCAUCUCCUCUGACUUCGCUCAGACAGUACCCUCCAAGAAGCAGGAAUCCUAGUAAAUCUCAUCUACGCCACACCAUUCCCAGUGCAGAGAGAGGAGCUGGGCUAUUAGAAAGCCCUUCAAUAUUUAACUUCACUGCAGACCGGCUAAUUAAUGGUGUUCGAAGCCCACAAACACGGCAGACAGGUCAGCCUAGAACACGGAUACAGAAUCCUCCAACCUACACCAAGAGGGAGGUUGGGUCUGGUCGAGUGGAGCAGAGCAGUGCGGAGUCGCCUCCUGGCUUAGGGAGAGGGAGGAAGAAUUCCUUUGGCUACCGGAAGAAACGGGAGGAGAAGCUGACAAGGAGUCAAACUCAGUCUCCAACACCACCAAAGCCCCCGUCCCCGAGCUUCGAAUUAGGACUGUCCAACUUCCCUCCGUUGCCUGGGGCAGCAGGCCACCUGAAGACAGAGGACCUCUUUGAAAACAGGCUGUCUAGCUUGUUAAUAGGGUCCUCAAAAGAAAGGAGCCUAAACACGGAUGCAAGCACGAACACGCUCCCCGCGGUGAGCCCCAGAGAGCCCUUGGUGCCAGCUCCCAGUGCUGUGUCCACAGCCUUUGGGCGCUCUCCCUCCCCGGCCUGUCUGCCCGAGGAUCCCAAGGUGGUGGAGAAGCAGAGAGAAGCCUCGAGUGUGGACAGACUUCCUUCUGCCCUAACUACAACGGCGAGUAAAUCAGUGCAGGUGAACGGCGCUGCCACGGAAUUGCGAAAACCCAGCUAUGCGGAGAUUUGUCAGAGGACGAGUAGAGAGCCUCCGUCUUCCCCGUUGCAGCCCCCAAAAGAACAAAAGCCCAACGCCGUUGGUUGUGGGAAGGAAGAAAAGAAGCUCGCCGAGAGAGAGCCCCCUGCCCCCAAGUCGAACCCGGGACCACCCAAAGACCAGAGGAGGCCGCCAGGCCGCCGACCCUCGCCCCCGGCCACCGGGAAGCGUCCACACAGAGAACAGAGCACCCCUCCCAAGUCCCCUCAGUGAGCGCCGAGGUCUGGGAGGGCUGUGAGGAGCUGGGAUCGCCACAACUAAGCACUGUCCCACUCGGGGCCAAGAAUGAGCCGCUGGUUAGGGGCUUGCAGCGUAGACAAGGCCGGUGAGGUGCCUGCAAGUGGUUUUUCUUCCAUGAGUCGGAUUUUCCCCCCUCUUGAAAAAAAAUCUAUUUUUCAGGAUUUAAUUAAUAUAAACCUUAUUUUAGGUUGGUGCUUAACUGGAGGUGAUGCAUAAGUCUGAUUUUUUUCAGGAUAGAAAAUGCAUUUAUCCUAACAAAUUGAUAUUUUUAUUAAGCCUCCAUGUGGCUAUGAAUGCAAGCUAUAUAUAGUGAGUUUUUCUAAAUUAAGCGGAACUAUGCUACUUCAUUUUUUAAAAUAACUGGUUAGCAAGUGCAUUCCUUUGAGAUGUCCAGACCGAUGGGUGGGCUGAAGACCGCUGGGAUCGAGGUCCAGGCGACUCGGUCAGUGUGGCCUGGAGAAGAGAGGGGUCAGGUCACGCCCUCACUGGCUUGGGAGUUGUACUUCAUUCAGAAUCUUAGCAAGUGACGCUAGUGGUUUUGUUUUUGUUUUUGUUUUUUAAAAAAAUACAGCCCGUUUUUGACCUACUGGGCGAGAUGCACCCCAGAGAGCCCUGAAACCUUGAGUUUUGAUGUGCUGCAAGCAAGUAACCAGCCUCUCACUCCUGUCUCAAGUGGUUGUUGUGUAAGACAGAGUCAAAGCACAUUGUGAAUAGAACUUAAAUGAAAACAUAAACCUGGUUGCCCACUCACGUGUCCCCACAAAAAUGUACCCUGAUGUUGUCUUGCUCCCGAGAGCUGGCGGGAGGGCGUGGGAGCCCCUGUGGCCCCCGUGGCUCCCCCGCAUUAGCCGCUGCGUGGGCGCCUUCCCGUGGCUCCGCAUCGGCCCACAGUGGAAGCGUUGCUUAAAUCGUGAGGGAGUGGAGUCUGCGGGGGGCUCGGUGGUGAGGCUGACAGUCCCUCCCAGACGAGGGUCUCACUGAUCCCCUUCCGGAAGUGCUGCACUCCGAAGAACGCGCAUGCACUAACGCUAGUGGUUCAUAAUAAAGUUAAAUAUAAAUUAUUUUGUUUUAAAAUGCCUAAAUUUUUUCUUGAAGUAUUCUAAGCAGCAGACAUUAAAACAUUUCCUGCUAAAUGUAACCAGUUUAUUCCACAAAAGGUUAUUUAACAAGACUGAGGGUUCUUUUUAAAAACAUUAUUUCCAUCCAAUAUUUAAAGACUUGAAUUUUAUUUAAACUUGAAAAUGACUUUGCCUUAACUUUUGUAUAAGACAGCUUAGAGUUGGUGGAGACUGGCCCCUGGGUUGGCACGAGGGGUACAGAGCUGCUCAGCCUGGUGGGGCUGCCGCUGCAGGUGUCCCCAAGCGAGCGUUCUGUAACACAGGGCCUGGCAGUGGUGUCUGCAAUACACCCUGAAGAUCUUCAACAGUUGACCUUCUUCAGAUUGUUCAGAAAUCCUGUAAAUGCAAAUAGUCGAUACUGUAUUAAAUAUGUGCACUUGGGAGUGUGUGCUUCGCUUGUACAGUUGUAAAUAAUCAGAACAUAUUAAAAAGGUACCCUAAAGAGAAAAAUCUGAUAAAAAUUAUUGAUAUAUUAUAAAUGUUGCUAUUGAGCUGGAUGUAGAUAAACUAAAUGUUGUGGUUUGAAUAUUA